Molecule: messenger RNA, 828 nt
Organism: Solanum stenotomum
Lineage: Eukaryota; Viridiplantae; Streptophyta; Magnoliopsida; Solanales; Solanaceae
Product: putative protein phosphatase 2C 76
Exons: 4
Coding region: 1-825 (274 amino acids)
Biological process (GO): protein dephosphorylation
Cellular component (GO): cytosol; nucleus
Molecular function (GO): protein serine/threonine phosphatase activity
Source: RefSeq, a predicted model, not a curated record
AUGAACUUUGACAUAUUAGACUAUGAUGUAGGGCGUGGCGAUGACGUUGAAGCGGUGAGGGUUGGGGCAGUGGCAGUAUUUGAUGGUCAUAUUGGUUCCUCUGCUAGUAAUAUGGCUGCAAGGAUAUUUUUGGAUAAGUUUAUGCUUAACCUCAAUAACAACAGUAUUGAACAAUCUUCUGACUUGAUGGAAAUACUAAAAUCUUCUUUAGUAACAACCAUUAAUGAUAUUGAUGCUGAAUUCACCAAGGUUGCUUUCGAAUAUCAUCUUUAUGCGGGUUCUACUGCUGUUGUUUCCCUCAUAUAUAACAAUCAUGUUUUAGUUGCAAAUGUUGGUGAUUCAAAGGCUUUUCUUUGCUAUCAGAAAGAAAUAUCUCAUGAAAACGGUGAUGCUUCCUUGGGUAGUCUUCUCGCCAAGGAGUUGACGAGUGAUCAUAAUGCACAUAGGUUGGACGAGAAGGCUAGGGUUGAAGCUUCUGGAGGUGUAUUUAAAUCCAUCCUUGAUUUUGUUCCUCUUCUCAUGGGCCACUUUCCCAUGACUCGAGCUAUUGGUGAUGUUCCUUUGAAAAGCUAUGGCAUCAUAGCUGAUCCAGAGGUGACUGAUUGGCUAUCUUUAACUUCAAAAGAUGAGUUUUUGGUGGUGGCAUCUGAUGGAAUAUUUGAAAGUGUAACUCCCCAAGCAGUGUGUGAUUUUCUAAAUGAAGUAGAGGACUAUUCAAAUCCAUCAUUAUUGGCUCAUCAACUCAUUCAGAAAGCAUAUUUAGAAGGCAGCAAUGAUAAUUUAUCAGUCGUUUUGGUUCCAUUGGGAUCAAGGGACCUCUUGUAGAUG